Rhagoletis pomonella (apple maggot) is the source of this 3147-nucleotide messenger RNA. RefSeq names its product cleavage and polyadenylation specificity factor subunit CG7185 (gene Cpsf6). The record is from RefSeq and is a predicted model, not a curated record. The coding region runs from base 396 to 2438 and encodes 680 amino acids. The transcript has 9 exons. NCBI's taxonomy places the organism in Eukaryota, Metazoa, Arthropoda, Insecta, Diptera, Tephritidae. Gene Ontology annotation, biological process: mRNA alternative polyadenylation. Gene Ontology annotation, cellular component: mRNA cleavage and polyadenylation specificity factor complex. Gene Ontology annotation, molecular function: mRNA binding.
GAAUAGUAGGCAGCCCUGGUCGCACUUCCAUUUUCUAUUCGGUUGGCGUGUGUGAAUUGAGAAGAAAUAAUUUUCUGUUGGAUUUUCAGGACAUACCUAUUAGGUAAAAAGUUGUGAGAUAUUUCAUAAGAUCGAGUUAAAAGUGUUAAUCAUACAAAGGAAAAAAAUCGCACAACAAAAAUGUGUUUAAAAGAAGAGAAGAAAGUAAACUAAGGUGGAAAUUUGUGCAAAAAUUUCACGCUUUAUACCGGUGUGGCUGGUAUUGAAGAAGAGCACAGAGCACACAGUUCUUAAUAUACAUACACAUUAUUUUUAAUUGAAUGCGGUUUUUAGCGGGGGAAACGAAAAUAAAGAUAAUUAAAAACUGAAAAGUUAUAAAUUGGUAAUUGACUGCCAUGGCUGACGGUGCCGUUUUAGACCUGUACGCUGAAGACCUGGAUAAAGAUUUUGCCGCGCAGAACCAGGAUGAAUUUGCUGCUGAAGGUGUUGAUUUAUAUGACGAUAUAGGGGGUCCGACCGAAUCUUCAGCUACAGCUGGGGGGACUGUCUCUGUCAAUGCUGGCGAUAAUGUUGCAGCAGUCGCUGGUGGUGAUUCGGCCGGAAACGGUGGCGGGUCCAAUGGUCUAUACCAUCAAGGUGGUGGUAGUUUAACGCCCAAUCAUAUGGGGCGGCGUUAUCAACUAUAUGUCGGUAACUUAACUUGGUGGACAACUGACCAAGAUAUAGCGAAUGUUAUGCGCGAAAUUGGAGUAACCGAUUUCCAAGAGGUAAAAUUUUUUGAGAACAGAUCAAAUGGUCAAUCGAAAGGCUUCAGCGUUAUAUCACUGGGAUCUGAAGCAAGCUUACGUCUGGUUUUAGAACGUUUGCCGAAAAAAGAGCUUCACGGGCAAGCUCCGGUGGUAACGUAUCCGACUAAACAGGCGCUAAACCAGUUUGAGAGUUUGCAGAAGACGCGCCCAGUUCCACCGUCGCAACAGAAUGGACCGCCACGUGGUCCCGCACCUCCGAACAUGGGUGUGGGGGGACCAAUGCCGCCACAUCCUGGUGGACAAGGGGUACCCCCUGGCCAUCCACCACGUAUGAUGAAUCCCAAUAUGGCGCCAGGCCAAUACCGGCCACAGCACAUACAGGGUCCACCUGUAGGACCGAAUGCAGGGCCCCCACGUAUGCAGGCACCGAUGCAUCAGGGCGGCGGGCACAUGGGACCGCAGCAACCAUUGCCUGGUCCACCACCUCGAUACCCGCCAAACCAGGCGCAGUGGGCAGGUGCAGGACAACCACGUCCGAACGGACCACGAUCUGGGCCGCCCAAUGGACCUCCUCAGCGGCCCCAAAUGUUCCAGGGUCCCCCAGGGGGAAUGCCAAUUCGUGGGCCACGUCCAGACUGGAGUAGGCCACCUAUGCAUGGAGGCUUUCCACCUCAAGGUCCACCUGGAGGUCCACCACAGGGACCACCGCACAUGCAAGGACCCCCACGUGGUCCGCCGGGCGGCCCGCCCCAACUAGGCCCUGGCGGCCCUCCAGGUGGCCCUCACGGAGGCCCCGGUGGACCGGCACCACACGUGAAUCCAGCCUUCUUUGCCCAGCCAGGUGGUCCGCCGCAACAUCCUGGAGGUCCACCCAUGAGUGGCCCGCCACACGGCCCACCAGGACCGCCACAACAGGGAAUGGGCAUGCCGCCACAACAUGGCCCACCACCACAUUUUGCUCAACAAGGAGCACCGCGAGGCCCAUGGCCGGGACCAGCACCGGCAAAACCGCAAGGUCCAUUCCCUGACCAACCAAUUGGCCCACAGUUAUCGGAGGUAGAAUUUGAAGAAAUCAUGGGCAGAAAUCGCACCGUUAGCAGCUCAGCUAUAGCCAGAGCCGUUUCAGAUGCGGCCGCCGGGGAGUACUCCAGUGCUAUUGAAACUUUGGUAACGGCAAUUUCGCUUAUCAAGCAAUCGAAAGUGGCACAUGACGAGCGUUGUAAAAUAUUGAUCAGCUCUUUGCAAGAUACCUUGCAUGGCAUCGAAACAAAAAGUUACAAUCGUCGUGAGCGUUCACGAUCUCGGGAACGUACCCAUCGUCCUAGACAACGCAGGGAACGCUCAUCAUCUCGUUAUAGAGAACGUUCACGUGACAGAGAGCGCGAACGCGAACGCGAUCGUGAAGGGGGAUAUAGAGAACGCUCUAGAAGCCGGGAACGUGAACGUCCCGUACCAGAUCACUACAGAGAUGACAGUAGCUCUAGCCGUUCCGCACGUCCCCGGAAAUCGCCUGAAGCAAUCGCUGAAGCAGUCAGCGAUGUACCAUCUAAGCGCAGCUAUUAUGAGGAACGUUAUCGGUCAUCAGAUCGCGACCGCGAGCGUGAUAGAGAGCGGGAAAGGGAGCGUGAUAGAGAUCGAGAUCGGGAAAGGGACCGUGAUCGACGCGAGGAACAUCGCUCACGACAUUAAAAAUUCAGUGCAGCAAAAGAACAACCCAAUUCAGCACUUGCAACAAAUUAAAUCAAUGUACACAAGAAGAGUAGGUCGACGGUAUGCAUUGCGAAGAUUCAAAAGAAAAUAAUCCACACUUAUUCAACUUUUACGACAGGCUCCAUUGCAAAUUCUGUUUGCGAAUUUACACUUUCAAUUGAUUACUAUUAUUUUAAAUAGAUUUAAAUGGUCUAAACAAGUAAAAUAUAAAAUAACAUAAUUGCAAAGGAAUCGCAAAGUGCGGUUUCAUAACAGACGAAUUCGAAUGGAAUCCAGAAUUAGCUCAACCGAAUCGUCUCUAUAAAAAUAUAUAAGGAAUUAUACAUACACAUAGAUGUAAACUCUUAAGCCGGAAACUAUCAAUUUGAAAUGCAACAUGUAAUCUUCAGCCAAGGUUUUAGCAGGAAAAUAAGCAGAAAUAAAGUAUGGGGAAAUACACAGCAGUUAUAUCAUUACAUACCCGCAUUAUCCAAAACUUAUGUGAAAAGAGAGCGUAUUGCGAACGUCGAGCAAUUUCGGAGGACGCCCGAUUUAAGAUUUAGUAAGUGGAACUGUGGAAAUACAACAGUUGGCGCCAGUAGUUAUUUGCGGAUUUAUUCCUGCCCGAGUGCACAUCAGAAGAAGAAGAUUGUAUAUUGAUAUUUCCAUUAAUUAAUAAAAAUAUUUUAAAAUGUUAAAUUCCAAACUA